Molecule: messenger RNA, 3785 nt
Organism: Jatropha curcas
Lineage: Eukaryota; Viridiplantae; Streptophyta; Magnoliopsida; Malpighiales; Euphorbiaceae
Gene: ACA2
Product: calcium ATPase 2
Biological process (GO): calcium ion transmembrane transport
Cellular component (GO): plasma membrane; intracellular membrane-bounded organelle
Molecular function (GO): calmodulin binding; ATP hydrolysis activity; P-type calcium transporter activity
Source: RefSeq, a predicted model, not a curated record
UGCCAAGUGCCAGUAUUACCGUUCCAAUAAAACGGGAGUGAAGAAGAAACCGUUACACGCUCUCAGCAAUGUUCGCGCUCUUGCCAUUUCUCCUUCCUCUAAAUUGCUAUAUCAUUGCUCUUCACUCCAAUCUGAGUUAAUACAAACAGAGAAUGGAAGAAAAGGGAGUCCAUGCUUAAAAAAGCAAUAGCAAUUAGCAUAAAUAAGCUUUCUCCUUUUGUCUGCUUCGCCCCAACUAACCGGCUUUUCUCUCACCUUUCUUGUGGCUUUCCUGGAAAUUUCACCAUGCAUUCUUAGGAAUUUCAUUUUCGCCGUGGUGGUCUUGUAUUUAAAGGUUAAUUGUUUGCUGUUGUGAUAAGAAAAGAGACGAGGGAAAUGGAGAACUUGUUGAGUGAUUUUGAUGUGCAAUCGAAACAUUCAUCUGAGGAUGUAUUGCAGAAAUGGAGGACGUUAUGCGGUGUGGUCAAGAAUCCGAAGCGUAGGUUUCGAUUCACUGCUAAUCUCUCCAAGAGAUAUGAGGCUGCUGCUAUGCGACGGACCAAUCAGGAGAAAUUAAGGAUCGCAGUUCUAGUCUCCAAAGCUGCAUUUCAAUUUAUCCAAGGUGUGUCCCCAAGUGACUACACUGUACCUACAGAAGUGAAGGCUGCUGGUUUUGAAAUUUGUGCCGAUGAGUUAGGAUCAAUAGUCGAAGGCCAUGAUGUGAAGAAACUAAAGUUUCAUGGUGGAGUAGAUGGUCUUGCACAAAAGCUCUCCACUUCAACCACUAAUGGUCUUUCUACAGACAAUGAUCUACUGAAUCGCAGACAAGGGAUAUAUGGGAUUAACAAAUUUGCCGAGAGUGAAUCUAGGAGUUUCUGGAUAUUUGUUUGGGAAGCCCUUCAUGACAUGACUCUUAUGAUACUCGGGGUGUGUGCUCUUGUGUCUUUAAUAGUUGGCAUAGCGACAGAAGGAUGGCCAAAAGGGGCUCAUGAUGGCCUUGGAAUUGUUGCUAGCAUCUUGUUGGUUGUGUUUGUCACAGCAUCAAGUGAUUAUCGUCAAUCAUUACAAUUCAAGGAUUUGGACAAGGAGAAAAAGAAGAUCAGCAUUCAGGUCACAAGAAAUGGAUUUAGGCAGAAGUUAUCAAUAUAUGAUUUGCUUCCAGGUGAUAUUGUACAUCUUGCUAUUGGAGACCAAGUCCCUGCGGAUGGGCUUUUUGUUUCAGGAUUUUCUGUAUUAAUUGAUGAAUCAAGUUUAACUGGUGAAAGUGAGCCAGUAAUGGUGAACUCCGAAAAUCCUUAUAUGCUCUCUGGAACAAAGGUCCAAGAUGGGUCAUGCAAAAUGUUGGUUACCACUGUGGGGAUGAGAACCCAAUGGGGUAAAUUAAUGGCAACUCUCAGUGAGGGAGGAGAUGAUGAAACCCCAUUGCAGGUAAAAUUGAAUGGAGUGGCAACCAUUAUUGGCAAGGUAGGUCUUGCCUUUGCUGUAGUGACUUUUGCAGUUUUGGUGCAAGGCCUACUUAGCCAUAAAUUGCAUGAAAGAUCCCACUGGAGUUGGUCGGCAGAUGAAGCAUUAGAGAUGCUAGAAUACUUUGCAGUUGCAGUUACAAUUGUUGUUGUUGCAGUUCCAGAGGGACUUCCACUGGCGGUGACAUUGAGUCUUGCCUUUGCCAUGAAAAAGAUGAUGAAUGAUAAAGCACUUGUCCGACAUCUGGCAGCUUGUGAGACCAUGGGAUCAGCAACAACUAUCUGCAGUGACAAAACCGGGACACUGACUACUAACCGUAUGACAGUUGUGAAAUCAUGCAUUUGCAUGAAUAUCAAGGAACUAGGCCAAUCUGAUAAGGCCUCAAGCUUGUGCUCUGAAAUACCUGAUUCUGCUGUGAAACUUCUGCUACAAUCAAUAUUUAAUAAUACUGGAGGUGAAGUUGUUGUUAGUAAAGAUGGAAAGCUCGAGAUAUUGGGAACACCUACUGAGAGUGCUUUAUUGCAGUUUGGCUUGUCUUUAGGUGGAGAUUUUCAAGCAGCUCGACAGGCUGUGAAACUUAUUAAAGUUGAGCCUUUCAACUCUACAAAAAAGCGAAUGGGGGUAGUGGUGGAGCUUCCUGAGGGAGGCUGCAGAGCCCACACUAAAGGUGCUUCAGAAAUUGUUUUGGCUGCUUGUGACAAGGUGAUUAAUUCGAAAGGUGAAGUUGUUUCCCUCGAUGAUGCAUCGCUUAACCAUCUUAAGGUUACAAUUGAUCAGUUUGCUAGUGAGGCUCUUAGAACUCUAUGUCUUGCCUAUAUGGAUGUAGGAAAUGGGUUUUCCCCUGACAAUCCCAUUCCAGUUUCUGGGUAUACUUGUAUUGGCAUUGUGGGUAUUAAAGAUCCUGUUCGUCCUGGUGUCAAGGAGUCAGUUGCAGUUUGUCGUUCAGCUGGUAUCACUGUACGAAUGGUUACUGGAGACAAUAUAAAUACUGCAAAGGCUAUAGCUAGGGAAUGUGGGAUUCUUACUGAUGAUGGUAUAGCCAUUGAAGGUCCAGAUUUUAGAGAGAAGAAACAGGAAGAGAUGCUUGAAUUAAUUCCCAAAAUUCAGGUGAUGGCUCGUUCCUCACCUCUAGACAAGCAUACUUUGGUGAAACAAUUGCGAACUACAUUUGGAGAAGUUGUUGCAGUGACUGGUGAUGGAACGAAUGAUGCCCCAGCUCUUCAUGAAGCAGAUAUUGGUCUCGCAAUGGGAAUUGCUGGAACUGAGGUGGCUAAAGAGAGUGCUGAUGUCAUAAUUCUGGAUGAUAAUUUCUCUACCAUCGUGACUGUGGCGAAAUGGGGACGUUCAGUUUACAUAAAUAUUCAAAAAUUUGUACAGUUCCAGCUGACAGUUAAUGUUGUUGCAUUAGUUGUUAACUUCUCUUCAGCUUGUUUGACAGGGAGUGCUCCCCUCACUGCUGUUCAGCUUCUGUGGGUAAAUAUGAUUAUGGAUACACUGGGAGCACUAGCACUCGCAACAGAACCUCCAAACAAUGAAUUGAUGAAACGUGCACCAGUUGGAAGGAAAGGGAAUUUUAUUAGCAAUGCCAUGUGGAGGAAUAUCCUAGGCCAGUCUUUAUAUCAGUUUCUAGUAAUAUGGUAUCUUCAGGCAAAAGGGAAAGAAGCAUUUGAUAUCGAGGGUCCAGAUUCUGAUCUUCUCCUGAAUACUCUCAUAUUCAAUUCAUUUGUCUUUUGUCAGGCUUUCAAUGAGAUAAGCUCACGAGAUAUGGAGCGCAUCAAUGUCUUCAAAGGCAUACUGAACAACUAUGUUUUUGUUGCUGUUCUUGGCUGCACUGUCAUUUUCCAAAUCAUAAUUGUGGAAUUCCUGGGCACAUUUGCAAAUACAACACCUCUCAAUCUAUCACAAUGGCUUGUUUGCGUAAUAAUUGGAUUUAUAGGCAUGCCAAUUGCUGCUAUACUGAAGAUGAUCCCAGUAUAAAUUGCACUUAAGAGAUGCUGCUGUCUUUUGAAUUUUCAUCUAAAACCCUACAUUUGAUAACUGACUUCGAGGUUUCUUCUUGGUGGAAGAUUGACGAAGUAGUGCAAUUAUUUGCACGCUUAAGUUCUUUUUGCUUGUCUUUGGCAACUGUUUUCCAAAACCAAUGGAAUUUUUCUUCUUCUUCUUCUUCUUCAUUCUUAUCUAUUUCUAGCAAGUGCAGUUUUUCAUGCAUCUUAUAGAUGAAAUUCCAGUUUGGAGGCUUUGUUUAAGGCUUGCUCAUGUAAAGGAGCUUUCUUCAUUGAAUCAAUUUACUCUCAUGUAGUUAAAAAAUUCUUUAUUUUUGGAUUUUUUUAAUUAUUUGUUAA